This is a messenger RNA of Phoenix dactylifera (date palm), 1257 nucleotides long. RefSeq lists its product as uncharacterized. Lineage: Eukaryota; Viridiplantae; Streptophyta; Magnoliopsida; Arecales; Arecaceae. Gene Ontology annotation, molecular function: RNA-DNA hybrid ribonuclease activity; nucleic acid binding. The record is from RefSeq and is a predicted model, not a curated record.
AUGGUGCCGCAAAAGACAGUCAAGGAGGUACAGCGGCUCACCGGGCAGAUCGCGGCUCUAGGGAGAUUCGUCUCCAGGUCGGCCGAGCGGUGCCUCCCAUUCUUCAAAAUUCUCAAGCGACCGAAGGAUUUCUUAUGGUCGGAGGAAUGCCAGCAAGCUUUUGAAGAGCUUAGGCGCCUUCUCGCCUCUCCGCCGCUGCUCACCAAACCCCAGCAGGGUGAGCUCCUCUAUUUGUACCUGGCCGUCUCCCCGGUUGCAGUGAGUUCAGUCCUGUUACGAGAAGAGAAUAAGCUCCAAAGACCAGUGUACUACACCAGCCGGGUUCUGAGGGAUGCUGAGACAAGAUACUUCAAAUUGGAGAAGACAACUUUUGCCCUGUCGGAUCGCGCCGGAAGGAUCGCAAAAUGGGCAGUCAAGCUCGGGGAGUUCGACCUUGAAUACCGUCCGAGGCCAGCAAUUCAAGCCCGGGCACUCGUCGAUUUUAUAGUGGAGUGCACCUUGCCAGAUGAUUUCGAGCUUACACCCAUACCAGCGUUGAAGAUCCCGAGGCAUCCAUGGACUCUACAUGUAGACGGCUCUUCAACCUCGGGGGGCAGCGGAGCAGGCCUCAUUCUCACCAGCCCGAACGGCGUAGUCGCAGAGCAGGCUUUAUGCCUCGAAUUCUCCGCCUCGAACAACGUGGCAGAAUACGAGACCCUCAUCGCCGGACUCAAGCUGGCGAAGGAGCUGAAAGUGGAGGACAUAAAGGUCUUCAGUGACUCCCAGCGGGUUAUAAGCCAGAUUUUGGGAGACUUUGAGGCCAGAGAGCCAACAAUGCAGAAAUACCUCUGGAAGGUGCGGGAUUUCAUCUCCACCCUGGACUCCUUCAACAUCCAACACAUUCCCAAAAUGAAGAACCUGAGAGCAGACCAACUGUCAAAGCUGGCAACUUUCCGCAUGAGCGAGCUUUCUAAAGUAAUAAUGCUCGAAUAUCUUCAAAUGUCCAGCACGGAGGAGCCCGAGCCGACCCUCUGCAUCGAAACCGAGCCGAGCUGGAUGAACGAGCUCAUUAGCUACCUACGAAAUGAAGUCCUCCCCAAUGAUGAGCUCGAGGCUCGCCGAAUCAGGCGUCUAGCCUCCCGAUUCCUAAUAUACAAAGGCAAGCUCUACCGUAAAUCUUUCACCUCUCCUCUCCUUAAAUGCCUACGCCCGUCAGAGGCAGACUAUGCUAUGCGAGAGGUCCAUGAAGGGAUAUACGGAAACCAUCUAGGAGGCUGA